AGAUCUUAAACUAGAAAACAUUCUUCUUGACACUCACAAAAAUAUAAAAUUAGGUGAUUUUGGUUUUACAAGAGAGUAUGAAAGCAAAAAACUAUUAGAAACUAGAUGCGGUUCGACAGAGGCCAAAGACCUUAUAAAGUCAAUAUUACAACUUGAACCAAAAGAACGACCAACGUUAAAACAGAUUUUACAACAUGCAUGGUUUACGAAAAAUGAAAAGGAACCUAUAAGACAAGCAACGAUAGCACAAUCGGGAAAUAAUAACGACGCAAUUGGGCAUCUUGAACGUCAACGGCAUGAAAUUUUUUUAUUAAAACAAAAACAAGAUGCACAAAAUUGUUAUCCAACGGGAUUUAUUCGCAACAAAGGGAAUGAUGUAUCAUCAGUAGCACCUUCUGCAUUUCAAACACGAUUAACAGGAAUGACAACUGCAAUAGAUAGUUGUUCUACAUCGCGGAAAACUUUUGGUCCUUCAACUUCAAAAUCAUCUCGAAGAUCCUCGAUUGAUAGUAAGACCUUUAAUGAAAAGAUUUUUUUUACAACUCCUGAAGAAAAGGAAUUAUUAGAUAAACUAGAAGGCUUAGGUUUUGAUGUCCAAGCCAUAAAAUCUAGUGUUUUAGAAGGUAAAGUAGACUCUGCUAGUGGACUUUGGUGGCUUUUAUUAACAAGACUACGAGAAAAAAUAAAGAUUGAAGUUGCACCAAGUUCAGUAACAAUGGUAGACGUUGCUGUUGGUACUAGUGAUGAUGAAUUAGAAAUUGCAGAUGAUAUUGAGGAAGAACCUGAUAGCAUGGACUCUCCUGUAGAUAGUAACAUGUCAUCUCAGGAAGAUGAUUGUAAUGAAAUAAUAGCUGAAAAUUCUAUAAAAGUUCCGGAAAAGAUGUUACCACCUACACCACCGCCGAAAACAUAUCAUACAGCUCCAGCUUCGCGUGAAAGACGCAAAUCUUUAAUCCUUUCACUGCCGGAAGCAGUUGAACCUGUUUUGACAGCAAUUACUGCUACAGCAUCGCCUCCUUUGUCACCUAAGAAAUUUUCAUCUUUUACUAGUCCAUUAAGUUCACGGUCAGUAAGUCCUAUACCGCAUAUAUCAAUCACCCCAAUAACAAUACAGUUACCUAAUAGUAAAGAUAAUAGAAAGAAAAGCAUAUUAUCAACGAUAAAGGGAUGGUUGGGUGGAUCUAGUCAACAGACUCAUAAAGAUUCGAGUAGUGCUUAUAAAAAAAGUAUGUUGAAUUGGACUGAAAGUGGAAUUGUGGUUCCUGCUGAUGUUGCACGUUCACAAAUGCGUAUUGUCAAGAGGAAUGAUGGUAAAACACCAUUGUCAUAUGAUAGUACUAGUAGUAUCAAUAUUCGAAGAAGAUCGUCGUCAAUAUCACGUGGUGGGUCAAUAAAAGAUAGAAAAAAGAAGAACCGAAAUUCUUUUCAGGGUAACAAAAGUCGUCGUUCAAGUACUGCACCUUUGACUAUUCCUCCCGUUACGCCUUCUGUUGUUCUUUCUCAUAAUUCCCCAAUCGGUAUGUCACCCAUCCCUGGGACACCACCAGCGGUUAGACAUAAAACCAUGUUUACCAUUAAUCGUAGAAACCCAUUUACUUAUACAGGAAACUCAUGGGGACGUAAACAAGUAAAGCGACGGAGUAUAGGAGGAAGUUCAAUUAGCAGCAGCAUACAGGAAAACUUGGAUGCUGAAGUUGGAUCUGGAUCUGGCUCAUCUGAGAAUGCUAAUAAUCAUCAGGAUAAGGACACUUUUGAGACAAGUGCGAUAGAGAACAUUUCUGAUGAUACUGUAAAAAAUGAUACUUUAACCAUAGAUGGACAUACUAUAAUAGAUAACAACUCUGAACCGUCGAUAUCAAAACAGAAGAAAAUAGAUUUACAAAAAGUAGACGAAUCGUCACAUAAAAUACGAGAAGAAGAUGUGACUUCGAGUGAUGACGGUGAGGAAUCUGAUACAUUUAUUGAUGCUUCAAGUGAAAUUGCAUCUCACCCACGAUCCCGUACGCCAUCACCAUCACCUUUUACUGCUGCAUCCCCAUUAUCUAAUGAUUCACCUGUACUCAAACCUUACGGAACCAUCAUAAAUCCACUUACUUUUCCUUACACCCCAUUCCAUAAUUCCAAUUCUACUUCUAUAAUAUCGCAAAUACCAGUCUCUCCACCUUUAUCCCCAGCCGAUAACAAUUCCGAAGUUUCACCUACGUCACCAAGAAAAAGCCAUCAACGUCUCAACUCAUUACCCGCUACACUAAAUUCAGGAUCAGGAGUGAAACAGAGGGACGUUUAUAUUCCUCCUAUUGAGAAGUCACAGGCACUUGCACAAUCAGUAAUAGAUUUUAUGUCCACACCACCAGAUUCACCAAAAUUGCCGUCACCGACAAUAACGCCUUCCUCAUCGUCAACAUCUCCACAUACGCAUAUAACCAAAUCUUCACAGUUGCGUCAAUCGCAUAGCCGUUCACAUUCUUCACCGACUAUCGGAAACAACAUAGGUAAUAGCAAGGUGGAUGUUACUUCGCGUAAUGAAACUUCCAGAAAAGACUCUUCGUCCUCGUCACCAAAUGGACUCAAUAAUGCGCAGCUGCUUACCGUAAGUAGUCCAAUGGCUUUACGGAGAAAAAAUCUAAUCACAACAAAGCCCUCGGUGAUCAUGGAGGAAGAGGAAGAAGAAUGUUGA
Molecule: messenger RNA, 2677 nt
Organism: Racocetra persica
Lineage: Eukaryota; Fungi; Glomeromycota; Glomeromycetes; Diversisporales; Gigasporaceae
Source: the annotation of a GenBank genome assembly